AUGACUGCAGCUGUUGGUACUUUAACUGCUCUGGCUGUUGGGUGGUAUGUGGCUAAGCGCGGAACAGGAGUUGUUGCUCGAUAUGCAGAGGGACGCUUGGGAAAACCCAGCUUGGUUCGAGAAACCUCUCGUAUUACUCCUCUUGAGACACUCAAGCACCCGAUAAAGGUGCCAAAGAAGAUCUUCCUACUCAAGCAUGACCCGCUGAAGGGUGUUGUUCUUUCGGUA
Messenger RNA from Ostertagia ostertagi, 228 nucleotides. NCBI's taxonomy places the organism in Eukaryota, Metazoa, Nematoda, Chromadorea, Rhabditida, Trichostrongylidae. The record is from the annotation of a GenBank genome assembly.